CAACAUUGCAAUUUUUUAACCAUAAAUGUGUAUGAUUAUCACUUACAUGAAGUAUUCAAGCUAGUUUGAUUCUAGUGAAAAGAAAUUGAGAUUGAGAUCAAGAUCGAGAUCGAAUGGAUAGGAGGCUUCAAGAGGCUAUAGUGAAAGGAGACUUAUUGGCCCUUACAAAACUAGCCGAUGAAGAUGAGACCAUAUUAGAUCAACAAAUAUCCGGUUCGAUGAACGGAGUUUUACACUUGGCUGCCCGAUUCGGUCACAAGGAGAUGGUGGCCGAGGUGGUGAGGCGACGACCGGAGUUAAGGGCGAUAGAGAAUCGUGAAAUGGAGACUCCUCUUCACGAGGCUUGUAGGGAGGGUAACAUGGGGAUUGUUAUGAUUUUGCUCGAUGACCGAGAUAACAUAAGCGUGUAUAAGGUUAACAAACGAAGGGAGAGCGCGCUUUUUGUGGCGGCGGAGAAGGGAAGAAUUGAUGUGGUUAAGUUUUUGAUUAUGGAGUACCCUAAGAUUUUAAUGUUGGAGAUUGAUUUGGAGUUUAGUUCACUUCAUGCUGCUGCCACGGCUGGUCACACUGAUGUGGUUAAGGAAUUUCUACUUGUUAGACCCGAACUUGCACUUAAGAACGAUACAAACGGUUGCACACCGCUGCACAUAGCGUGUGGCAAAGGUCACAUUGGUAUCGUGAGGGAGUUCCUUCGGUUCGACCUAGACCUAGCAUUAUCACUGGACCACGAAGGUCGAAUGCCACUCCAUUGGGCAAUUUCAAGAGGUCAAGUAAGUGUUAUCGAUGAGAUAUUGUCCAUGAGCAUAAAUCUUGCUAGUGUUAUCAUAAGCGUUAGUGGAGAGACGAUCCUACAUGUGGCGGUUAAGAACAACCAAUAUGAAGCCCUCAAAUACUUGGUGGAGACUAUCGAUAUAUCAGUUAUGCUUAACUUGCCCGAUAACAAGGGAAAUACUGUUCUCCAUCUCGCUAGUGCUGGAAAAUUAACUCAGAUGGUGAAGUAUCUUCUCAAGUUAAAAGUGGAAGUAAAUGUCCUUAAUCACAAAGGUUAUACAGCUUUAGAUGUGAUUGAAGCAGAUGCUAGCAAUUCAGGUUCUAUUGCAAUUGUGCCAGCUUUGUUAGAAUCUGGAGCCAAAAGAUGUGACCAAUUACUUCCUAAAUCAAGAGAAAUUCGACAAAUACCCGAACCCGAACCCGACUUAGACAACAUUCGUUUGUCAUAUUCAUUGCCACGAUCUAGGGUUUCACAAUCCCCUCAAGAACGACUCUCUAGGCGACACCAACAUCGCCGACGUAGGUUAAAGCAAACCGAGCACCAUAUGGAAGGUCUAAGAAAUGCAAGAAAUACAAUAACAAUAGUUGCGGUCUUAAUAGCAACAGUAACCUUUUCAGCAGGUGUCAACCCUCCUGGGGGAUUCGAUCAGAGAACAGGCAAAGCCAUGAUAGGUAAGAAAAAUUCGUUUGUUGUAUUUACGACGUGCAACAUAUUGGCCUUGUUCUUCUCUCUUGGGAUCGUGAACAUCUUAGUGAGCAUUAUUCCUUUUAAGAGAAAAUCAAUGAUAGAACUCUUGAAAAUCAAUCACAAAGCGUUGUGGCUAUCAACAAUUUUCAUGGUUGGAGCCUUCAUUGCGGCCUUAUGGGGCAUCGUGCCUCACGAUGGGAAACGAAAGUGGGUCGCCGUGGAAAUUGUGGUUAUUGGAGGAGGGUGCACGAGUCUAGUGUUCUUAUUUCUGGGUGCUUUGAUGACGAGACAUUGGUAUAGAAAAAUGGAAUGGCGAAAAUCUAAACACAACCAAAAGGGAAAAAACGAAAGCCCUAUUUACAGCAAUACGAGUCGUGUUGAUGAAAUGAAGACCAUUAGAAGGGGAGAAGGUAACGAAUCUAGUACUAAUUCCGACCUAGAUAGCUCGGAUCUAGGGUACAUAGUAUAUUAGUAAUAAUUAAAUACUAUAUAUUUGUUUAUGAUCUUAUUUCAAUUGAU
This is a messenger RNA of Impatiens glandulifera, 1978 nucleotides long. RefSeq names its product ankyrin repeat-containing protein At5g02620-like. Gene Ontology annotation, cellular component: plasma membrane. Gene Ontology annotation, molecular function: protein phosphatase regulator activity; protein phosphatase 1 binding. The coding region runs from base 114 to 1931 and encodes 605 amino acids. The transcript has 4 exons. The record is from RefSeq and is a predicted model, not a curated record. Lineage: Eukaryota; Viridiplantae; Streptophyta; Magnoliopsida; Ericales; Balsaminaceae.